Messenger RNA from Trematomus bernacchii (emerald rockcod), 2383 nucleotides. It is a transcript of the gene dhx32b, whose product is annotated as DEAH (Asp-Glu-Ala-His) box polypeptide 32b. Gene Ontology annotation, cellular component: spliceosomal complex; intracellular anatomical structure. NCBI's taxonomy places the organism in Eukaryota, Metazoa, Chordata, Actinopteri, Perciformes, Nototheniidae. The coding region runs from base 63 to 2276 and encodes 737 amino acids. The record is from RefSeq and is a predicted model, not a curated record. Gene Ontology annotation, molecular function: RNA binding. The transcript is spliced from 11 exons.
GACUUUGUUUUCGUGGAUCUGUUUAUGAAAUCUUAAGCAGACAGACUGGGAACUCACUUGUGAUGGAGCAGGACAUUACUGGUUUAACUGGAGAGGAGUAUACCGAGAGGAUAUCACCCUGUUGUUCAGAUUCAGAGACUCUGAGUCAACGAGACACUGAAAAUGAUGAUAUUUUGGAGCUUAAUCAGUUUGAUGGACUGCCUUAUUCCUCCAGGUUUUACAAAUUGCUGAGGGAAAGGAAAGAGCUGCCAGUGUGGGAUGCAAAAUGUGAAUUUAUGGACACUUUGGCCAAAGGACGGUUUGUCAUUGUCAGUGGCUCUGCCAAAACUGGAAGAAGUUCUCAAAUCCCCCAGUGGUGUGCUGAAUUCUGCCUGUCAGUCCAGUUCCAGCAUGGCAUGGUGGUUUGUACGCAGAUUCACGCGCAGCAGGCUGUAGAUCUCGCCCUGAGAGUGGCAGAUGAGAUGGACGUCAACAUUGGUCAUGAAGUCGGAUACAGCAUCCCUUUGGAAGCAUGUUCCCACAAUGACUCAGUCCUAAGGUACUGCACUGACGACAUGCUCCUGAGAGAGAUGAUGUCGGACCCUCUGCUCGAGCGUUACGGAGUCAUCGUGGUGGACCAGGCCCACCAGAGGGCCGUGGCCACCGACGUGCUGCAGGGUCUUCUGAAGGACGUGGCCCUGCAGAGGCCUGAGCUCCGGGUCGUCCUACUCACAGCCGUGGACCCCGACCCGAAGCAGCUGGUCCAUUUCAGCGGGUCAGCAGCGCCUCUGAUCCGCCUGCGGAGCCCGGGCGCAGGGGCGGGGGUGCACAGCAGCACGGGGGACGGAUACUUCUGCUCCGCUCUCCGCCUGGUGCUGGAGAUCCACCGCUCAGAGGAGGAAGGAGACGUGGUUGUGUUUCUGGUGACGACACAGGAGAUAGAUCUGGCCCAUGACAUCCUGUGCCAUGAGGGGCAGAGUGUACCCCCUGAGCUGGGGGACCUCCUGCCCGUCGCUGUGCACCCUGGUCGCCCUGGGAACCUACCGCUCCUAGAGGAGGGGGGGGCAGCCCGGACCCGCAGGGUGUUCCUCACAUCCAGCCCAAACGAGGACUUCUUCUGGGCCGUGGGCUCCAUAAACUUUGUCAUUGAUGCCGGGCUGGAGAAGAGAAAUGUUUACAACCCCAGGAUCAGAACUAACUCAGUCCUCAUUCAGCCAAUCAGCACGGGUCAAGCCGAGAGUCGCAAACAGCUGACGGGUCCAAAAGGCAAGUGUUUCUGCCUGUACCCGAAGGACAGACAGCUUCCUGUGCAGAUUCGCCCCCGCCUGGUGGAGUCUGACAUCACGUCCACGGUGCUCUUCCUGAAGAGGAUGGAGAUCGCUGGACUGAGUCACUGCGACUUCAUCGACAGGCCGGACCCCGGAGGCCUCAUGCAGGCUUUGGAGGAGCUGGACUACCUUGCAGCUCUGGAUGAUGACGGAAACCUCUCAGCGAUGGGCAUCAUCAUGUCUGAGUUCCCCCUGGAGCCGCAGAUGGCCAAAACUCUGCUAGCCUCCUGUGAGUUCGACUGCUUCAGCGAGGUGGUCAUCAUCGCUGCCAUGCUAACAGCACCAACUUGCUUCAUAGUUCCCUCUGCGGACAUGAAGCCAGAGGCGACUCAGAGCCACAUGAAGUUCCAGCACCCGGAGGGAGACCACUUCACCCUCAUCAACAUCUACAAGGCCUUCAAACAAAGCCAGCAGAACCCAUGCUGUAAUGAGGAGAAGUGGUGUCAGGAUUCCUUCCUGAGCCACGCCUCCCUCCUGAUGGCGGACGCUCUGAGCUCUGAGCUCACGGACACUCUGAAGAGGAUCGAGCUGCCCACCUCACUGCCUGCCUUCGGCUCCCGCAGCAACACCUUCAACAUCAAGAGAGCCCUGCUGGCAGGCUUCUUCAUGCAGGUGGCGCAGGAUGUGGAUGGAUCUGGGAACUACUUGAUCCUCACCCAUAAGCACGUGGCACAGCUCCACCCUCUGUCUGGGUACGGAGCCAGGACCCCCAAACUGGGCCUUCCUGAGUGGGUGCUGUUCCACCAGCACUCCUUCUCCGAGGACAACUGCCUCCGCACCGUAACCCACACAACACCAGAGGAGUUCAUUCAGAUGGCACCACAGUAUUUUUUCUACAAUCUACCACAGAGUGAGAGCAAAGACAUCCUGCAAAACAUUUUGAACCAUCAGUACCAAAAGGAGAAACCUGCAACGUCCCAAGAGGAACCGCAGGAGGACCGGACUUCAGACCGCUGCGUCGUACAAUAGCUAACGGGACUUACUGCACUGUAUUUCACAGAAGCACAGAAUCAUUGUAUAAUCUGUUUUUUCAGGAGUCAUUUCCUUUCAUCUUGGUCAUGAAUCCCUCAGUGUUG